This is a messenger RNA of Prunus armeniaca (apricot), 441 nucleotides long. Lineage: Eukaryota; Viridiplantae; Streptophyta; Magnoliopsida; Rosales; Rosaceae. The record is from the annotation of a GenBank genome assembly.
AUGGAGUUAAGUAUCGCUAGCCAUGGAGGAAAGAAUGAACCUUUCAUGGAGCAUAAAAAAGAGAAAUUUUUUGGGCAAAAGACUGAUAAGCCUAUUAAUAAGCCUACCAAGGAAGCAAUGACAAUCGACACUGUCCCUGUCAAAAUCUCCACCCAAGAUAAGAAUAAAGAAGUCAAAAGGAUGGAGCCAUCUCGAGAGGUCAUCAAAUUGCCAGAAUGUAAGCGACCUGAGGAGAUGAACUGGGUUAAUUACCCUAAGUUUUGCAAGUACCACCGAAUUGAGCUGAUUAUGAAUUUGGCUAUGCAAGGAAGGACUAAGUUGGACGUUGACAAAAUCGCAGAUGCGAACGUUGCCACAAUUGUGAUUGGAUCCUUUGAUCUAGUGUCGUUGCCUACAUUGUUGCCAAGGUUGGAGUUUCAAUCAACGAGGGGCAUACACUAA